Molecule: messenger RNA, 636 nt
Organism: Trichosporon asahii var. asahii CBS 2479
Lineage: Eukaryota; Fungi; Basidiomycota; Tremellomycetes; Trichosporonales; Trichosporonaceae
Exons: 2
Coding region: 1-636 (211 amino acids)
Source: RefSeq, a predicted model, not a curated record
AUGGUGUUUGCCUACUCCAUCUUUGCCACCAGCCCGCCCUUCGAUAUUCUCGACCAGCCGCUCGUCCCCUGUCAGCAGUCUGAUAUCUUCAUGGGCGAUUCCUCAGAUCUGCUCAUCUGGCAAGACGUGUUUGUGCACGGGCGGGCGGAGCGCGCGGUGUUCAGCGUAUCUCGUUCGCCACUGAGCCCAGCGAUGCCGACCAUUCCGGAGGCGAGGGAGGAGACAGACGAGCAGACUCUUUCCCGUCGUCGCCAGUUCAGCAGGCGACUGCGAGCCAUGUCCAUCGACUUGACAAAGGAGGAGAACAAGAUCCUGCACUCCUUGGGUUGCAAGCUGAAACCCGUGCUCGCCAAGGACGGCGGGGCUCCCGACUCCGAUCUGCCAGUGAGUCCCGGCACAGCCGUUGCACGCGCUCGUGGACUGGUAGCAUGUCGACACGAGACUGACUGCCAGCAUCUCGACUCCCUGCAGACCCUCAAGCGGAUCAGUGAUACUGAGCUCGAUCGGUGGCUGGGCUAUUACGCCUCAGACGCCGCUCUGAUUUCGAAUCCCGCGUCGCGUCACGAGAAGGAGCAUACCUUGGCGCAGUGCAUUGGCGUCACGGGUUCGGAUGCCACAGACGCCGAGGCAAGCUGA